This is a messenger RNA of Dioscorea cayenensis subsp. rotundata (Guinea yam), 3485 nucleotides long. RefSeq names its product protein ENHANCED DISEASE RESISTANCE 2-like. The record is from RefSeq and is a predicted model, not a curated record. NCBI's taxonomy places the organism in Eukaryota, Viridiplantae, Streptophyta, Magnoliopsida, Dioscoreales, Dioscoreaceae. The transcript is spliced from 22 exons. Gene Ontology annotation, molecular function: lipid binding. The coding region runs from base 832 to 3042 and encodes 736 amino acids.
UUCUCUGACCCUCCCGCCACUCCCCGGUCAGCGACGACCUAAUUGCUUUAUUUUAUUUAUUUAUUAAAUUCUAAUAUUGCUUGCUGGCAAAAAAAGAGAAAUAAAAAUAGAGUGAAAAAGUUUGAAAGAAAUACGGCCGAAACUUCCACGCGAUCUCUCUUCCUCUCGGUCGUCUUCCCCGGCGAUCGAGCUUGCUACUCGAUCGGCAUCCUCAGGCGAGGAGCGCGCGAUCGUUUGGGGCGACGGUCUCGGUGUAGCAUUUAAGGAGGGAUCUGGGUUGGUUUUGAUAUGUGAUUUUUGGGUGUUUGGUUGAAUCUGGAGUUCUUGGGAGUAACGGAGUUCUAGGGUUUUGAUCUUGUUACUUGUUAGUGUUUUCUUGCUCCGAUUGGGGUUGGCUUGUUGGUUGUUGUGGGAAUUCUGGUGAAAUUGGACGGAUUGGUUUACCAGGUUGCUGCGGGUGGCUUUGACUCUCUUGGGAUUGUAGAAUUUCGGAAAAAUCGAUGGGGUUUAUUGAUCGUCUAGGGUUGGAGAAGUGAUUCAUUUUUUUUUUCUCGGAGGUGUCGAAACCCUGGGGUUCUUUGUCGUGCUCGGAUUAGGGUGUGGUUUUUUGAAUUUGUGGAUAUUGGUGAAAUCGGAGGAUCUGGUGACCUUUUCUUGGUGGAAAGCUGCUUCAGAUCUUAGGUUUUCUUAGUUUGUUGCUUGAAUUGUUUGGUUUGAUCAUCUCGUCUCUGAAUUUGGGAGGACUUUACCGAAUUCGGGAGGCACCUCGCCUCUUUCUCUCCCCGGGGUUUUUUUAAGGUUCAAGUGGUAGGGAGAAGAGCUUAAGGAUCGAUGUCGAAGGUGGAGUACGAGGGAUGGAUGGUCCGCUAUGGAAGGAGGAAGAUCGGCAGAUCAUUUAUACACAUGCGGUACUUCGUCCUCGAGACCCGGCUUCUGGCUUAUUACAAGAGAAAGCCUCAGGACAACGUGGUUCCAAUAAAAACUCUUCUUAUAGAUGGAAACUGCAGGGUGGAGGAUAGAGGGCUUAAAACCCAUCAUGGGCAUAUGGUCUAUGUUCUCUGUGUUUACAACAAAAAAGAAAAAUAUCACAGAAUCACGAUGGCAGCAUUCAACAUUCAGGAGGCCCUGAUGUGGAAAGAGAAGAUUGAGUUUGUUAUUGAUCAGCAUCAAGGUUCAAUGAGUGUUAAUGGCAAUAAGAUCUACACUCCAAUUGAUUACAAAUCCAGCAUGGAGAAUGGAAGAAAUGCUUCCUCUUCUGAUCGGGAUAGUCAGUGUAGCCCUGAAGAUGAAGAAGAGAGCCAUCACACUUUAGCACGCCGGAAAACCAUAGGAAAUGGCCCACCUGAAUCUUUACUUGACUGGACUCGGGAAGUUGAUUCUGGAUUGUCAAAUCAGAACAACUCUGAUCAAGUAUUCUCUAGAAAGCAUUGGCGCCUAGUCAGAUGUCAAAAUGGACUCCGCAUUUUUGAGGAGCUUCUAGAAGUUGAUUACCUUCCAAGGAGCUGUAGUAGAGCAAUGAAAGCAGUAGGUGUAGUGGAUGCCACAUGUGAGUCGAUCUUUGAGCUAGUUAUGAGUAUGGAUGGAACGCGUUUUGAGUGGGAUUGCAGUUUCCAAUAUGGUAGUUUAGUGGAGGAGGUGGAUGGGCACACUGCAAUAUUGUAUCAUAGAUUGCAGCUAGACUGGUUUCCAAUGGUUGUAUGGCCCCGUGAUCUUUGUUAUGUGCGCUAUUGGCGGCGUAAUGAUGAUGGAAGUUAUGUUGUCUUAUUCCAAUCCAGGGAGCAUCCAAAUUGUCACCCACAACCUGGUUUUGUGAGAGCUCAUGUUGAGAGUACCUCUCGCAUUUCACGUGGCGGGUUCAAUAUAUCUCCCCUUAAACCUCGAAAUGGAAGACCUAGGGCACAAGUGCAACACCUUAUGCAAAUCGAUCUGAAAGGAUGGGGUGUGGGCUACUUCCCAUCAUUUCAGCAACAUUGUUUACUUCAGAUGUUAAACAGCGUUGCGGGGCUGCGUGAAUGGUUUGCUCAAACAGAUGACAUGCGCAAAGUUCCUAGGAUUCCAAUGAUGGUUAAUAUGACUUCUGAAUCUGUUUCUUCUAAGAAGGACCAUAGAACUCAAGAUAAUUCCAUGCGUGCUGGUCCAUCAUUGGAUCAAAUGCAUGCAACUAGCAGACAUUCUACCAUGUUGGAUGAAGAGUCUGAAGAGGAUGAAGAUUUUCAAAUUCCUGAGCCUGAACAAGAGGCAUACUCGGCGAAACUUGAAAAUGAUGUUAAAAGGACAGUUGCGGAAGAUGAGCCGUCAGAUCAAAUUGAUUUUUCCUGCUUCUCUGGAAAUCUAAGACGGGAUGAUCGUGAUACUAGUCGUGAUUGUUGGAGAAUUUCUGAUGGCAACAACUUCCGAGUGCGCAGUAAACAUUUCUCAUAUGAUAAAACUAAGAUCCCUGCUGGAAAGCAUCUUAUGGAGCUUGUGGCUGUUGAUUGGUUCAAGGAUGUGAAACGAAUGGACCAUGUUGCAAGGCGACAAGGUUGUGCAGUCAAGGUUGCUUCUGAGAAGGGGUUAUUCUCACUAGCCAUAAAUGUGCAAGUUCCAGGUUCUACCCAUUACAGCAUGGUUUUUUACUUUGUGACAAAACAACUGGUGCCUGGAUCUUUAUUGCAGCGCUUUGUUGAUGGUGAUGAUGAGUUUCGCAACAGUAGGUUCAAGCUCAUCCCAUCUGUUCCCAAGGGUUCUUGGAUUGUGCGCCAAAGUGUUGGUAGCACUCCUUGUUUACUGGGCAAAGCUGUGGAUUGUACUUAUAUUCGUGGUCCAAAGUACUUAGAAAUUGAUGUUGAUAUCGGUUCUUCUACUGUGGCAAAUGGGGUUUUGGGGCUUGUGUGUGGUGUAAUCACAACAUUGGUUGUGGACAUGGCUUUUCUUGUACAGGCGAACACAUUCGAUGAGCUCCCAGAGCGGCUUAUUGGUGCUGUCCGGGUUUCGCAUGUUGAGCUAUCAUCUGCAGUGGUUCCAGUGCUUGAACCUAGCCCGUCAGCUGAUUCAAUGGGAUGAUUUGUAACAUCAGCCGGUUUGGUGCAAAAUUCUUUACCUUCUUAGCCUUGAACCAUUCACAAACAUCGAAAGCAACAAAUUUUUACAGUAUAUCACCAGAAACAACAGAGCAAUCCAUUAUAGAAUCAAUGGAAGCAACACAGCAAUCAAAGUUACUCCCCCAUUAGCUCCUCAACCAUUGUAACAGAGAGCUGCUUGUGCGAGUUUGAAUAAGUUGUUCCUAGGGGAAGAAAGAAGCUCAGGGCUCUCUUGUACUACUGCCAAUAACUUAAUUUGCGUCAGGUUAACAUUGUUUAUUUUUGUGUUUGUCUAUUGUACGUCUAGAGUCUAGUCCAUGGUUUACCAUUCUAUGCUAUUCUCAUGCUGUGGCUGGCAAAUACUUGUAUUCUAUACUCAUAGAAUCAUCCCAUAGGACUGAGUGGAAGGAGGUAUCAGAUGCGUGA